Trametes versicolor FP-101664 SS1 is the source of this 1674-nucleotide messenger RNA. RefSeq names its product glycoside hydrolase. Bases 1 to 1674 code for a protein of 557 amino acids. Gene Ontology annotation, biological process: glucosylceramide catabolic process. NCBI's taxonomy places the organism in Eukaryota, Fungi, Basidiomycota, Agaricomycetes, Polyporales, Polyporaceae. Gene Ontology annotation, molecular function: glucosylceramidase activity. The transcript is spliced from 15 exons. The record is from RefSeq and is a predicted model, not a curated record.
AUGCGCCUCACUAUCUUCGCGUCGGUCGUGUCCUGCGCGAUCCCCGUUCUAUCUCAGCAGAUCUACGACGUAUGGUCUACGACCUGGGACAGGUCUCAGCUGUUCACGUACAAGAACCUGUACCCGAACCCGGUCCAGUUCAAGACGCCCGGGGCGAUCGGUGCUGCAGACAUCGUGCUCAGCGACGCCCAUACAUACCAGUCCCUCUGGGGAUUUGGUGCAUCCCUGACCGACUCCUCGGCCCAGGUGCUCAGCAACCUCAAGACCAAGAACUCGGACAGCUACUGGAAGCUGCUGAAAUACCUCUUCGAUAACACUGACGGGGCCAACUCCGCUGGUUUCUCGUACCUCCGCAUCCCCUUGGGCGCCUCAGACUUCUCCACCACCGUGUACAGUUUCGAUGACGUCAGUGGCGAUACCUCCCUCAAGUACUUCGAUAUCAACAAAGCGCCGUCUUCCGUGUUCAGCGUGCUGAAGGACAUUCGGUCCAUCAACAGCGCGAUCAAGGUUCACCUCCUCCCAUGGUCUCCGCCGGGAUGGAUGAAGGACACGGGGUCGAUGAAGGGCGGCAACUUUUUGUCCAAGUAUUCGACGGCUUACGCGAACUACCUACUUAAGGCGCUGCAAGCCUACAAGAGCAAGGGCGUCACAGUCUUCGCCAUCGGCGUUCAGAAUGAGCCCGAGAACUACAACCCGACGUAUCCGACCUGCGUGUUCACCGCCGCGCAAGAGGCACAGGUCGCGAAGACGCUGCGCACGCUCAUGAACAACAACGGCUUCUCCGGCACGAAGAUCAUCGGCUAUGACCACAACUGGAACGACGCUGCAGGAUACCCAGUGGACUUGAUGAACGACGCCGCGGAUGCAUUCGCGGGUGUCGGCUUCCACUGCUACUCCGGCUCAGUUGGGCAGCAGGACGCAUUCCAUAGCGCGUACCCGAAGAAGGACAUCCUGUUUACGGAGUGCUCGGGCGUGUACGGCAGUGACUGGUGGAGCGACCUAAAGUGGUACAUGGACAACAUAUUCAUCGGCUCGAUCGAGCACAACUCCAAGACAGGUCUCAUGUGGAACCUUGCCCUCGACGGGAACGGGCAACCUAUGCUGCCUGGGACGAACAGCUGCUCUCCGCCGUGCCGCCCUGUCGCAACCGUCAACAGCGACGGGAGCUGGAGUGUGAACCAGGAGUUCUACGCGAUGGCGCAGGCUUCGAAAGCCAUCCUUCCCCGCGACGCUGGUGGGCCGUUCGGAAGGCGCAUCGGGGUCAGCCUCGGAGGCAGCCAGAGCUGGGCGCUGCGCGUCAGCGCGUUUGUCACCGGGCGCGCGAACUCGAACGACUGGCUGCGCUACAGCCUUGUCGUGCUCAACUGGUACGCGGCUGAUAACACCAACGGCGCAUGGAACCCGACCCCGGUAAAGACGACGAUCGAGUUCCGCGGCCAGCAGGCAACGUACACCUUCCCUGUGGGGAUCACCACACUCUGGUGGUACGCGUCGAACCAAGGCCACUUCAAGAGAGAGGACUUGGACGAUGAGGCCAUUGUGUUCGGGAACUCGACCGCCGCUACGCUCUCCGCCCAGACGUCCACCGAUGGAGCCACUGAGGACUUUACCUCCGAGGGCACCCUCUACAGCAAGUCCAACGGCGAGAAGGUUCGACGCACCAGGUUCUAUUGA